AUGCUCAUUCACGAUAAAAGUUUGGGUAUUGUGAAUGAUACUGCUGUAUCAACCGUAACUGACUUCUGGACCACGCCAGCAAGUAAUGAAUCCAUAUCAAACGCUGAUACUACUUCUGUUACUUCUUUCAGCAAUACAUCUGUAUAUACAGAAAACAGUGUUUCGGCACCCUCAACAUGCAGCACUAAGCAAAUCAAGCUAGCAGCGACUGAUAAAGAAAGAAUAAAAAGAGUUUAUGAAGAACUUGAUCAAGCUAGUAUGUGGAAGCUAUCCACGGGUACUGUUGUCGAAAAGAAAAUGGAAGAGUUCGCUCUAUCAUGUUCUUACGAGCAUCCUGCUCAUUCUCUAAUUCUAGAUACCACUGAUAAAUCUUGGACUGGUUAUUUCACGAAAGAAGAAAUGAAAGAAAUAACGACGCAAAACGCAAAGACGCUUCCUGAAUUGCCAACCAAGUCGAGUAGUUAUAUUGAUGAUUUAGAAGGUUACAGAGCAUUGAUACGCUGA
Messenger RNA from Mycotypha africana, 504 nucleotides. RefSeq lists its product as uncharacterized. Bases 1 to 504 code for a protein of 167 amino acids. The transcript is spliced from 2 exons. Lineage: Eukaryota; Fungi; Mucoromycota; Mucoromycetes; Mucorales; Mycotyphaceae. The record is from RefSeq and is a predicted model, not a curated record.